Molecule: messenger RNA, 907 nt
Organism: Exserohilum turcica Et28A
Lineage: Eukaryota; Fungi; Ascomycota; Dothideomycetes; Pleosporales; Pleosporaceae
Exons: 1
Coding region: 247-645 (132 amino acids)
Source: RefSeq, a predicted model, not a curated record
CUAAGGCUGAGUUUUGUGGCGCCCGAGAGCCAUCUUGGUCCAGUGGUUGGGGUGGAGCGUCGUCUACCUCACGUAAUCUCGCCCCUGCCAAUCACACGCACCCCAGCCGGUCCCGCGACGUGGACGCGAGCCCUCUGCCCUGCCUGGUGACGUCUAUCGUCAGCCAAGCUCUGCAUACUCGACCUUCUCGGUGAGCGCAAUCUCACCAAAACAGCUUUCAGCCACAUCACGCGCCCGCCCACCAACAUGCCACCGCCCCUCCCCCCUCCGACUUUCCUGUACAAGAUUCUCCCCAGUGCCCCACCCUCACCGCUCCCCACCCGCCUGCCCCUCUCAGACCUCGACCGCAAUGACGGCUACAUCCAUCUGUCUACCUCCGAACAAGUCCCCGGCACCGCCGACAAGUUCUUUGCCACUGUCGGCGAGCUGUGGCUGCUGAAGAUCAAGUACGACGUGCUGGCCGCGGGCACAGACGGCGACGGCCACGUACAUCCGGACAACAAGGCGGAGCUCAAGUGGGAGGAGGUAGGCCGUGGCUGUUUCGCGCAUCUGUACGGCGCAGACCUUGGCUCGGGCAACGUAGAGAGUGCCUUGAGGGUGGAGAAGAAGGGCAGUUGGGCCGAUAGUUUGAGCCUGGAGUGGUGAGGGCGGGCGGUAGCCAUUUCAACCUGGCAAGAAUAACUAUGAUUACGGCUUUGACACGUCACUGAAAAAAAACCUAGUCUUCUUUUACGGCUGCAUCUAGUCGUAUCACUCUUCAAUUACCGGCCAAUGACUCAAAAGCCGUUGCUAUGGCGUGUUUUCUGUAUACACUUUUCAACCUACGUCGCGCUAUUUACGCAUCUGCAUUUUGGACUUGCAGCUUGUACCACUAUUCGUCCAAUACCAAUUCGACAUGUGCAUUACA